UCUCCUCAUCCUCUUCAUUUUUAAGAAGAGAGAGAAUCAAAACCCUCUCCAAAAUCCUCUCUCUCUCUCUCUCCCUCCCUAUCUCUCUCUGUCUCAUGGCGGCGAGAAACAGAGACAGCGAGUUCUGGCUCCCCUCCGAUAUCCUCACCGACGACUUCUUCGCUGACGGAGAAAAGCCCGGCGAGAGCGACGACGACGACGACCCAGUUGCUGCUUUAGCUCGACAGUUGAUGGGCCACUCUCUAGCUCGAAGGCCAACCUCGAAGGCUUCGGCGCCCAUGGCGACGUCGCCUCAGUCGACGCUGAGCGGUCUCGGGAGCUGGUCUUUCUCGAGCUACGAUAGCCCAGACGGCCCAUCUCAGGUCUCGUCACCGCCGUCGACGCCGUUUCAAGAGAAAGAAGGUUUGGAUCUGCUCUGCUCUGCUGCAGGCCAAGUCGAGAGAUUGGGCCCCAACUGUGAAUUCUCUCGCGGGCCUCUCGGCCCAUGUCACUCUCAUUAUCUUCGCCCCUACUCGAAUCAAGAUCUCCUCCGCCAACGCCUUCAGCAAGCUCGCUUUUAUGAGCUGAGGAGACGGCAACUCAUAAAGCAGCAGCAAGAGCAAGAGUUCCUCGCCGCCGUUUAUCGACGCCCGCAGGAGAACAGAGCGAGAAUCGCUAACGCCGUUUAUGGGGUUAACGGCGUCCAUCAGCGACGUCAGCAGCCAGUUUCGAGAUCUGGGAUGACGCCCGUCCUUUUCGACGGCGCCAGACGGCGGUCCAACGGCACCGGCGUCUUUCUGCCACGUCGUACCCCAAUCGAGCCCAAAAGGCAACCUGCUUGUUCUCCUGUUCUGCUCCCGGCGGGAGUUGUUCAGGCGUUGAACUUGAAUGUGGAUGAAAUGGGGACUCUCCCUCGCCUCCCUGGUUAUUAUUAUGUUUCCGAAAAUGCUGCUGUGAUGGGUGGAAGCAAUUUGAAGAGAAAUCAGGAGGUUUGUCUUCCUCAGGAUUGGUCCUACUGAUUCUACCGCUGACAAGUAAAAUGUGAAGUUUUAGUAUUAUUAGUAGUUUUUUUAGCUGAAGAAAAUUUGAAAGAAUUACAGCUGGGGGUGAUAGAUUUUGUUGGGGGAAAUGAAGGAUUUUUUUUUACAGCUGGGUUAUUUUGGGAAAGCUGAUAUUAAGCCAAAGGGGGUAGUUAGGUUGAAAUAAAAUAGAGUUUGUGGGUUCGAAUGGAAGCGGAGGGGGUAGUUUUGUAAUAAGAUCUAGUGUUAUUUUUGUCUUUUGUCUCUUUUUUUAAACCCCCUCUAUAUUCUCAGUGGCGGAGGUCAAUUUGAUUUUGUUGGGGACCGCUGCCAACUGAAGCGUUUACAUGUAAUGAUGAAAAGAUAUUGCAUUAUGUUUUAGUAUUUUGCAGUGGCUUUAA
This is a messenger RNA of Asparagus officinalis (garden asparagus), 1399 nucleotides long. RefSeq lists its product as uncharacterized. The record is from RefSeq and is a predicted model, not a curated record. Bases 96 to 998 code for a protein of 300 amino acids. Lineage: Eukaryota; Viridiplantae; Streptophyta; Magnoliopsida; Asparagales; Asparagaceae. The transcript is spliced from 6 exons.